Molecule: messenger RNA, 1131 nt
Organism: Coprinopsis cinerea okayama7#130
Lineage: Eukaryota; Fungi; Basidiomycota; Agaricomycetes; Agaricales; Psathyrellaceae
Exons: 4
Coding region: 1-1131 (376 amino acids)
Source: RefSeq, a predicted model, not a curated record
AUGUCGAUGUACGACCCUCAAGAAUGGGAACGAUAUCUCAACAUCGUCGCAGGUGGAAUAUACUCCUCCGUUGUUUUCGCCAUGACGGUCACCGGCCUCCAAAUAUUCAUGUCCUUCUACGGGCUCUACCUCUUCCUCGAGUCUCCCAAGGAAGCGCGAAAAGGGCGACUACCCUACGUCCUCGUCAGCUUCGCUAUUCUCGGGUGCUCACUCAUAUCGAGCACCAUGGAUGCCUCGACGACAUUCAAACUGUUGUACCAACACCCCAGUGCCGAACCUCGCUCGCUCCUUCAGAUUCUUGGGGAGAUUGAACAUGGACCUGUGAGGAUUACGAGUGGGGUGUUCUUCGCGUUGAUGAUUUUGGCGGGGGAUGCUGUGUUGGUACGCUACCUCCCCCUCCAUCCUCGAACUCUUUCCCUCCCCAAUCCAAUUCUCACACCCAACUCACCUCCUCAUGCAGCGACCGAGCUCUACCGCACCAUCGUCCGCAUAAAACUCAGCAUCAACCCCUCCGCCCCAAUGCACGACUUUGCGCACAUCGUGAACGCCGUCUACCUCGUCUUUACCGUCUCCUGCAACGUCCUCACCACCGUCCUCAUCGCGUACCGCCUCCUCCGCGCGCACCGCCAGCUCUCCGCCGCCCUGCCCAACAGGGACAUGCGUGUCUAUAAGAGCAUUGUGGGGAUCUUGGUGCAGUCGGCUGCGCCGCUCGCGGUGAGCGGGUUGGCCUAUGCUGUGACGGAGGUCAUCCUUGUUGCGUUGAGGAAUAUUGGGCCGGAGCAUUUGCCUUUGUAUAAUCGUGUUUUGAUUGCGUCGUGGGUGCUGGGACGGUUGUAUGAUGCUUCUGCGGCACUGGCACCGCAGAUGAUCAUUUUCCUCGUGACCUCUGGCCGAUCAGGUACGAAACGGGAGGAGAUUACAGCUCCUGCAAGCCGAAGCCACGCCUUCUCCCAACCACUCCGAUUCAAUAACGGGCCUGCACAAGACUCGUUUAUGACUUCAAACGUCAUGUCGUCGAAUGGCGAUGGGUAUGGAUCGAGUGAGAAAAAGUCAGAAGGAUCGGACGUCGAGAUAGGGAAGGAGAAGACGAAUCAUGAUUCUGGUCUUUCUGAAGCUCUGAAGGACGUUUGA